Molecule: messenger RNA, 1141 nt
Organism: Paecilomyces variotii
Lineage: Eukaryota; Fungi; Ascomycota; Eurotiomycetes; Eurotiales; Thermoascaceae
Product: TIM21-domain-containing protein
Exons: 5
Coding region: 91-816 (241 amino acids)
Biological process (GO): protein import into mitochondrial matrix
Cellular component (GO): TIM23 mitochondrial import inner membrane translocase complex
Source: RefSeq, a predicted model, not a curated record
UCAACGAUUUUUUUAUUCUGGAAAGCCGUUGCGCCAAUUCUCCCCGAUCAUAGGCACAGCCCCAAUGACGGGAAAUGACUGCCGGUCUCCAUGAAUCGCUAUCUCAAGCUUAGCUCCUCCCUUCCGCGGGCGUCGAGACUGAAUUCAGUCUCCGCCCUGCUCCGCUCCGCCAGUCCCCGCACGCUCGACAUCUCCCGCUCGUAUGCGACGCACAGUAACCUAGGCCGCGAUGGCUCAGCUCCCGGCGGUACAAGAAGGAGGCAGAUUACUGUUAUGUCAGAUGAUGGCCGACUGCCCUGGUCGGAACUCAGUGGAACGGAGAAGGCUGCUCGCGCGACGCAGCAGUCCUUCAACUUUGUGGUUGUGCUGAUCGGUGCUGUUAUGACGGGCGGUGUUUUCUAUUUCCUCUUCACCGACGUCCUCUCCCCGAACAGCCCAACUAGACAGUUCGACAAAGCCGUGGAUCGCAUUAAGGAUGACCCGCGGUGUACGGAGCUGCUGGGAGACCCCAAAGAGAUCGUCGCUCAUGGCAGCAGUACAGGGAGCAGAUGGGCUAGGAACAGACCCAUUGCGACCAAUGUUGAGACAGACCAGUCGGGUCGAGAGCACUUGAAAAUGCAAUUUUGGGUUGAGGGACCUCGCAAUGAGGGUCACGUCAACCUGCAUAUGGUCAGGCAACCGGAUCAGUGGGAGUACGAAUACCUGCUUCUUGCAGUGGAUAUCAAAGGCCACCAGCGGAUUUAUCUCGAGAAUGCUGCGGAUAAGAUCAAAGGUGGGAAGGGUCCAUUGAAGAUAUUCGGUAUCCAGUGGCGUUAGGUGAUGGUAUCUUGUCCGUCGUCGAUUCCAACCUUGAUACAUCGUACGGGAUACACAGAUACGAAGGGUUUCUUUCUCAGAUGGAGAGGCUAUCUUCACCAGCAGCCCCUGUGAGGCCUUCUUAGGAGAUUUCCACUGGCCUGAAUUAUUUCAGAGUGCCCGGUGCAUGGAUACGGUGCAUAUAUCUGAAAUGUCGAGGUUUAUCUAUGCCACAUCCACUGGCAUUGCAUUUCCGCUACACUAGUUAAUCUCUCUUGACUAUUGAUCGAGUAGUGAUCACACCUCAUGUAUUUAUAGAUGCAUUCUAUGUCUAUGACGACAGCAA